UACCCCUCCACUCCGCGGGCGGAUCAGAAGCCAUGGGCCGCGAAGACCAGAUCGAAGAGCGCGAGGUGCUCGACUCAAUUUUCCCCGAUGAAAUCACAGACAUAUCCGAAACCUCAUACCGAGUAUCCAUAUCUCUCGACGUCCCCGAAUAUGAUGGCGAUGAAUCAGAAAUGCCAGUGAUAAUCCUGGAAGUCUCAUACCCGGAAGCAUAUCCCGAUGUUGCACCGGAUCUCAACAUCUCUUCUCCACACGAUGCCCCGAAGCACCCCCGGCUAGAUGUCCAGGAAGACCGGGACCAGCUACUGCAGAGCCUUGAACCCACCAUUGAAGAGAACAUGGGAAUGGCAAUGGUAUUCACUCUCGUUAGCGCACUCAAAGAAAACGCCGAGACUCUCGUUACCGAACGGGCAAAUGAAGCUCAAGCUGAGAAGGAUAAGGUGGCCGCCAAGAGGGAAGAGGAGGAGAACCGCAAGUUCCACGGCACACCUGUCACCAUUGAGUCGUUCUUGGAGUGGAGUACCAAGUUCAAGAAGGAGAUUGAGGACGAGGAGACACGGUUACGUGAGGAGAAGGAGGCAGACGACAAGAAGAAGAAGACUACGGUGAAGGAGGAGAAAAAGCUCACAGGGCGACAACUUUGGGAGAAGGGUCUUGUUGGCAAGGGUGAUUAUGAUGAGGAUGAGGAUGAUUCUAUGCCGGCCGUUGAUAAGCUGAAAGUGGCUGCAUGA
This is a messenger RNA of Penicillium antarcticum, 728 nucleotides long. RefSeq names its product RWD domain-containing protein. NCBI's taxonomy places the organism in Eukaryota, Fungi, Ascomycota, Eurotiomycetes, Eurotiales, Aspergillaceae. The transcript is spliced from 2 exons. The coding region runs from base 33 to 728 and encodes 231 amino acids. The record is from RefSeq and is a predicted model, not a curated record. Gene Ontology annotation, molecular function: protein binding. Gene Ontology annotation, biological process: cytoplasmic translation.